CCUGGCAGGGAGGUUAUCGUGACUUUUUGGGUUUUGGCCGAACGAAUUCCAUAUUCUCGCUCGGAGAAUUUGGCCGGCCUUCAGUUUCUCAGAUGACGCGGGCGGUUCUCGGUCUCGUCCUCUUCGUCGCAAUAUGCGUCGGUGGCGACCCAGAAACUUGCCUUAAGUUGGAAAACGAAGGCCUCCGGCACCUGUCGACCAAGACCCCUUACAGGAUCAUCGCAAACAAAAAAGACUCUCCUGUGGAAUUCAAGGGUUGCACACCAAUUAAAAUUCUUGGAGUUAUUAGACAUGGGACAAGAACACCAGGGAAGAAGGCUACUGAUGAAAUAACGGAAAGGUUGAACAACAUUAAAAAUCAUCUGAGAAAUGAUUUUACACAAGAUAACUCAUCCAGCAAGGAAUCUAACAAAUCGUCAAAAAUACUAUGUGAAGAGGAUUUGAAAAACAUUCAAAGAUGGAAUUUCGUCCUUGAGAGUGAAGGAGAGAAAUUUUUAACACAUGAGGGCGAAGAUGAGAUGAUCGAACUGGCCGAGCGAAUUUCAAAUCGAUUUCCAUCACUUUUGGACAGACACUAUGACAAUGACACUUUUUAUUUUAGGUUUACUGACACGCAAAGGACUCGGGAGAGUGCCAAGUACUUCACGAUGGGCUUAUUCGGGAGAAAGGAGAGUAAGCGUGUUUGGUAUCCAGAUCCAAUCUAUGCUGACCCUGUGCUGAGGUUUUAUAAGCUGUGCAGCAAAUGGAGAACAGCAGUUAAAAAGAAUCCAGCUUCAAAAGAAGAAAUGGAAAAAUUAAAAAACAGCGUUGAAUCGCUGGAAAGCUGCCAAAGGAUUUCAAAGAGGCUAGGGCUCAACUACACCCUCCCGUACAAUGAUGUAUAUCAUAUAUACCUUGCUUGUUCCUUCGAGACAGCGUGGAAUAAGUACAAAAGAUCACCGUGGUGUUCUGUUUUUAACAAAAAAGAUUUCAAGGUCAUUGAGUAUGGGGAAGAGUUGAAAUAUUACUGGAAAGACGGUUACGGUUUUGAUAUCAACCACAAACAGGCCUGCCCGCUGAUACAUGAUAUAUUUUCAAAAUUAAGUGACAGAUUCAAUGCAACUUUCUACUUCACCCAUUCUGGGACAGUACUGAAACUUCUGUCGCACUUAGGCCUGUACAAGGACGAGUUCCAGUUGAUGCAUGACACUGCAUCGAAAAUUAGGUCCAAUCGCAAAUGGAGGGUUUCUUUUAUAGACACUUUUGGGGCAAAUGUUGUCUUCGUUCUUUAUAGGUGCGGGGAUGAGCUAAAAGUCUUGACGAUGCACCAAGAGAGGAUUGUGCAAGUUCCUGGUUGCCCGAAAGGUCUUUGCCCACUUCGGCUCAUGAAGGAAAUACUGGUUGACAGUAUUGAACAUUGUAAUUUUACCAACUUGUGCUCUAUACAAAAGAUUUGAGUUGAAAUUAUGACAGUGGGGUAGUUAUGUCGAUUCACAUAACAAGUAGAUUUAAGAUGUAUUUUAACUAUUUUUGAUUAUUUAUUUUAAUUUUAGAUAAUAAUACAGAUGUGAUAUUUUAAUAUUCAGUGUAUUUAACAGUUUUUAUUUACAUUUUGAUACAAUUAAAUUAUUUUUGAAAUGACCUUGUUUAUUUGAAAGAUUUCUUUUCUCUCAGCAUGAAUUGCAGGGU
Messenger RNA from Cimex lectularius (bed bug), 1668 nucleotides. RefSeq names its product multiple inositol polyphosphate phosphatase 1-like. The transcript is spliced from 9 exons. Gene Ontology annotation, molecular function: inositol phosphate phosphatase activity; acid phosphatase activity. NCBI's taxonomy places the organism in Eukaryota, Metazoa, Arthropoda, Insecta, Hemiptera, Cimicidae. The record is from RefSeq and is a predicted model, not a curated record. Bases 93 to 1436 code for a protein of 447 amino acids.